Molecule: messenger RNA, 4867 nt
Organism: Phalacrocorax carbo (great cormorant)
Lineage: Eukaryota; Metazoa; Chordata; Aves; Suliformes; Phalacrocoracidae
Source: RefSeq, a predicted model, not a curated record
CCGCCGCCGCCGCCCCGCGCUCCUGGGGCCUCACCGGGCCCUCACCGCCCGCCGCCGCCGCCGCCAGACCCCGCCUCCACGCGCCCGGCCCUCCCCGGAAGGGCGGCCCGUUCCCGCCCAGCGCCCCGGCGGCGGCGGCACCGGCAUGGAGCGGUCAGAGGCCCACGGCUUCUCCGCCGCCAUGAGCGGCGCCUUCCUGCUGUCGUGCCUGCUUUUCGCGGCCAUCAACCGCCGGCAGCGCGGGCCCUACAUGGACGAGGCCUUCCACGUCCCCCAGGCGCAGGCCUACUGCCGGGGCCGCUUCCUCCAGUGGGACCCCAUGAUCACCACGCUGCCCGGCCUGUACCUGGUCUCAGUGGGAGUAGUGAAGCCCGCGGCGUGGCUCUUCGGGUGGACGGGAAGCGUCGUGUGCUCUGCGGGGAUGCUCAGGUUUAUUAACCUCCUUUUCAGUGCCGGGAACUUCUAUUUACUGUAUUUACUUCUGUUCAAGAUCCAUCAAAAGAAUAAGGCUGUGUCUGGUUUCCAGAGAAUCUUGUCUACAUUAACUCUUGCAAUGUUUCCCACCCUUUAUUUUUUUACAUUCCUUUAUUAUACGGACCCAGGAUCGGUUUUUUUUACUCUCUUUGCCUAUUUAAUGUGCCUUUAUGGAAACCAUAAAACUUCAGCUCUCCUUGGAUUUUGUGGCUUCAUGUUCCGUCAGACAAAUAUUGUGUGGGCAGUUUUUUGUGCUGGAAAUAUUGUUGCAGAGAAGCUAAAUGAAGCCUGGAAGACAGAGUUACAGAAAAAGAAAGAUGAAAAGAUUUCUUCCAGGAAAGGAUCAUUUUCAGAUUUCAUCCAAAUAUUGCAAUUUCUUAUUAAAUAUCUCAUGUUGCCUAAGAACUUAGUUACACUUAUUGCUUUAACUUGGCCAUACAUCAUAUUAGUAACUCUGUUCUUUGUUUUUGUUUUCGUUAAUGGUGGAAUAGUUGUUGGUGACAGAAGCAGCCACGAAGCCUGUUUGCACUUUCCCCAGCUGUUCUAUUUUCUGUCCUUUACUGUCUUUUUUUCAUUCCCUCAUUUAUUGACCCCUGCCAAAAUCAGGAAAUUCCUUCUGUCAUUACGAAAGCACCCUGUGCAGUACAGCUUAAUCGCCAUCAUCUCUUUAUUCCUGAUCUGGAAAUUUACAUAUGUUCAUAAGUAUUUACUAGCCGAUAACAGACAUUAUACAUUCUAUGUCUGGAGAAAAGUCUUCCAAAGACAUGAGCUUGUAAAAUAUGUAUUAGUUCCAGUCUAUAUAUUUGCUGGCUGGAGUUUCGCUGAUACACUAAAAUCAAAAUCAAUAUUCUGGAUCUUAAUGUAUUUUGUAUGUUUAUUAGCAGCCACAGUUCCUCAAAAAUUGCUGGAAUUUCGUUACUUUAUUUUGCCAUUUUUAAUAUAUAGGCUCAAUAUUCCAUUUCCAUCUCUAUAUAAACAACUUCUGGAGCUGGCUUUUUAUAUUGUUGUGAAUGCAGUAACUUUUUAUCUUUUUCUAAACAGAACAUUCCAAUGGCCAAAUAGUGAUGAAAUCCAGAGGUUCAUGUGGUGACGACUUAUUAUUUUUGAUACUUUCAUACCCUUAGGAAAACCCAGUUCUGUUUCAGGGCUCUGUAAUGAAGCAAUACAUUUUGCAUUAUGUAAGGACUUUUUUCCUCAGUUGAGUUUGGGGAAGUAAGCUGUUUGCUUAUUUCUUGGAACUGAAUGUCAGAUCUGAUUUGUUGUAAUGUGAAGACAUCCCAUAUAUUGAAUUUAUGAGUUCCUCGAAUUAUCAAAUCCAAUAUGAGGGGAAAUUUGAGAACACCUUUCUGUAAUUAAUGUGAAAUAAGGGAGAUGUUUACAGUAAUUUUUCGUUAUAAUAAAAUGUUAUAUAAUAUUCCCUUCAAGGUAUGACAGUUUAUGUUUCAGAGGUUUCUCUUUAAAAUUAAGUAUUUAAGUGUUUAAUCUUUUUGUUACCUCUGGGUGCAUAUUUACUCCUUGGAUCAGGCCACCCCCACCUAGGUUUGCUAGUGAUCAAGGUAUGAACCACUGCUGAAGUAUAAUGUUUUCAAAACCUCCUACAUCCCACUGAAUUUUCAUGAUUUUUUGGUCAAUAAAUGCUUACAUUAAUUUUACAAACAGAAUGUAGGCUUUUAAAUCAUUAGAGCAUUUUGAAAAUUUUAUUUCAAACUGAUGUUUAGAAAAUAUAGUGGGGGCUAUGUGCAUGUACCUUCUUUGGGGCAAUAAGUGGUGUUGUACAACAAAAGAUAAAUUGCCGUUUAUAAUGUGGCCUAUUAGAAAGGGAGUAAUCUGGGUAUGUCAGACUGAAAUGUGUCGUUACACAGUGGAACGCAGUCUAAUGAACACCCUUUGAAAUAGUCAGGCUUUUAUAUCCUGAGGUUCUGUGUUCACAGUUUUGUAUUGAAGCAGGAUAUGAGGGCAUGCCCAAGUUGAACCGAGUGUUUCUGAGAUCUUUGACGUGUAAUCUUAAAGAAAUACCAAUGGUGUUACUGAAUUGUUCUUUUAAAUAUUUUUCAUAUACAUACAAACCUAAUGGAACUAGGGAGUAUGUAUUCUGUUUUACAAAGAUAAAAUACAAUGUGUAUAGAUACAUAUUUUUUUAAAAGCAUCUGGUGCAUUAUCAUCAGAAUAAAAGAAGGCUGUAAUGGUUCCUGUCAGUAAAUGACUUUAAUUAGACUAAAAAAUAUUUGAUCGCCUGAAGUUGACUAUUCUGCAGUUUUAUAAAUAUAACUAAAUUAUGUGGUGGGGGGGAAUCCAAAACUUCACAUACUGUGUAGCAUCUUUAAGUUCUUUUGUAUUCUGUAAUGAAAAUACUACAGCCAAAUCUAUGCAAACAUACCGUGUUAUUGCCACUCCAGUCACACUGAAAUGGAAUUGUUUCUCAAAAGGUCAGUACUGUGGAGUUAUUACUCACAUCGGUACUGUUAGUUUUUUUCCUUUUACAGUAUGCAGCUCAAUGUCCUGGCUCUGAUCCCUUUGCUGUACUAACACGAAGAGUUUGGUUAACUCAGAUUCUCCUGUCCAAUGUUUUUGCAACCCCAGUUUCUUCUAAGGAAACCUUAAAACCAUUCCUCAAUGAGUAGGUUUAUUUGUAUUGAAUUUAAGACAUUUACCAGGUCAGUUUUUGCUUCUUGACCUCUCCAGUACGGUAAUUUCUUGAUAAUGUGUGUACAAUAGGGAAAGACAUUUUUGAUCACUCCCUAUUUGUGUAUAUGUAAGUUGAAGGGGCAAGAGAAUCCCAGAGUGGGUUGCUUUUCAAGAAUCCAGUGUGGUUCUUGCAGAGACCAGGGUGUUGUCUUGUGUUGUGAUUUUAGUAUGACAGAUUUGAGGGGGUGGGGGGGGAAGUCUUGCAUGCCUUCUGCUUCCAAUUUUGUUUUUGUAUACCACGCCAGUAAAAAUGUAAACAAGGUAAAGAGCAUAUGCGUGCUUUAGUACAACUUAAUUUGUAUUCUCAAAAUUUCAGUACUGAGCGAGUUGAAAUGGUAACCUGGGAAGGGAUGGGGUUCUGGCUAGAAUUCUGAAUUGUCUUCUAGAUCUGGUUUGUUGGUUUUUUUUUUUUUCUGGCUUUAUGUAGGGGAGCAGGUGUUUGUUCAGUUGACAAGAUGCAAAAAUUCCUGUGCUUACAUAGUCCAAAGGUGGUGUUUUGUCCAGCAUGUCUAUUGGUAGGUGUAUCUGAAUGCCUUUGAUUAUCAACACUGUUAAGAAACAGUGUUUAUGCCUCCUACUUACUCUUAACAGAGAUAGCAGACAUGUUUCAGGUGAAGAGAACUGAGUUUAAACACAUACAGUUUCCAUGUAUUUCUUUUGUAACGAAAAGUAAAUACAAAAAGUCCCCCAAAUUUAGAGCACAAUACCUUCUAAUGAGCUCCACAUCACAAGACACUAGAAAAAUUACAUGUAGAGAGAUGUCUGUGAGCUCUUGGGGUUUUUUUAACCAGUAUUAUAAGAUGGCAUAGUAUUUUAUCAUGGAAUUUAUCAAUAUACUUAUAUAUUUUAAUUUAAGAGUACAAUUAUUCUCAAUGUAUUUUGCUAAUGUAAAAGCAGGCUGAGUUGAUAAAAGUUUAAAUUUAAGGGAAAGUCCAUGAAUUACUAAAACAUGAGAGUCUAUUUUUAGAGUAAAGCUAUGUUUUCACUUUUGCUGAUGAACCAAGGGGAGUUUGCAGGUAAUAUUCAAUGUUAGCUGGAUUCAGACUCAGAAAUCCAGAUGCUUGUAAUUGUAUCAUAAUUAGUCAUAAAGAAGGGUCUCCAAAUUCCAUCAACAUCCAUUAGAAAUUUGGCAAAUAUCAGUAGCAAUAAUGUUUAAAUCUAGAGAUAAGGAUUAGUUAAACAUACUUUAUAAUCUCGGAGCAAGUAUCUUUUGGAAAUCGAUUUUAGUAUUUGGCUCCUGAAAUAUUUCAGUUGUAAAUGUUCGCAAUUUAUUAGCUGUUCAUCUUAAAGACAUGCAGAAGGGACUGUGGUUUUCCUGGUUUACGUUGCCAAGGUCUUCUAGUGCCAGUAGAACCAUAAUCGCUUACUUCAGGUUAAUUCCUCAGUAGGUGUCAUUCGGCAAUGAAAUUACUUACAACAGCAUUUAAAAAAUAAUUUAUUAUAAAUUUUAUUAAUCAGCUAUCUAUUUAGAAAAAAAUCCCACUAAUUUGUUGAAAUGCCCAAGAUGAAAACAAAAAUAGCGUAGCUAACAUUUUUGUAAUUGCUGUUUAAAAAUAAAGACUUGGGUUCAGUUUUUCUCAGAGAGAAAGACGAUGGUUUUUCAAUAACUGUCAGAAUAAUGAAAACAGAUCUGAAGGGCAACAGCGUGGUUGAAUUGUUUGAGGUGGGGAAAAAAAAAGACAACUAAUUAAACACAUUGGGGGUUUUU